UUUCUGCCUUCUCCUUUCUAUUUCUUCCAUAUUUUGGGCUUUGGCAAAUGCCACUUCAAUUUAUCCAUAACACGUCCAUGUCCAUUUGUUCGUUUAAUCGUCGAAUCUCUCGCUCUAAAAGUCCCUUUGGCCACCAAACCAGCUGGUUCUGGUGUCCACCCAUCAACCACGCCUUGUUUCUGCAAAUUACGCAUCAAGAAUUUCCCUUCCCAAACUGCCCUCAUCCCUCUUUGUUCUACUGCUAAUGACUCUUCUCUUGACACCUCCACCUUAUCCAAUGGCUUCCACCUUGACGCUAACACCAUUCGUCGUCUCCCUGGUAAGCCAAUCACACUCCGUGUGGAAGUUUUCACUGGCCGAAUGGGACGCACUUGUGGAGUCAAUGGCGGGAAGUUAUUGGGUCAAGUCCAAGUCAGUGUAGAUUUGAGGAAUGUUCAGUCCAACCCAAGAGUAUUUCAAAAUGGAUGGUUAAAGCUGGGGAACCAGCCAGAUAAACCAGCAGCUCUACUCCAUCUGGUAGUCUAGGCUGAACCAGACCCACAAUGUUUUCAGUUUGGUGGCGAACCUGAUUGUAGCCCAGUGGUUUUUCAAAUACAAGGGAAUAUACGUCAACCCUUUUUUAGUUGCAAGCUCUAUGCAGACCGGAACUCAAGAACCCAAUAAUUCAAUUUGUUUAUCUUUUUGUUAUUUGGUACAUUUUAGUGGGUAUAAAAAGUCGAGUGCUAACAUGCGCUUAUGAUGGCAGGGUAAUGAUAAUUUGAAUAAUUAAUGAAUAAAGUGAAUAAAGAUUUGUCUCAACCAA
This is a messenger RNA of Hevea brasiliensis (rubber tree), 802 nucleotides long. RefSeq lists its product as uncharacterized. NCBI's taxonomy places the organism in Eukaryota, Viridiplantae, Streptophyta, Magnoliopsida, Malpighiales, Euphorbiaceae. The record is from RefSeq and is a predicted model, not a curated record.